Cavenderia fasciculata is the source of this 2001-nucleotide messenger RNA. Its product is annotated as RasGTPase-activating protein. Gene Ontology annotation, molecular function: GTPase activator activity; protein binding. The transcript has 5 exons. Lineage: Eukaryota; Evosea; Eumycetozoa; Acytosteliales; Cavenderiaceae. Bases 1 to 2001 code for a protein of 666 amino acids. The record is from RefSeq and is a predicted model, not a curated record. Gene Ontology annotation, cellular component: cytoplasm.
AUGUUCUCAUCAUUGUUAAGAAAGAGUGGGUCGUUGGCAAAUAUAGGUGGUAGUCCAGACAAGGACGGGUCGCAUUCAACACCCUAUGGAGAUGUCAUUAGCGAGGUCGUCGUCGAACCAGAAGAGAUUAAACAAUCAGAAAGAAACUUGAAUGACAUUAAGCAGUUGUUGAGCGAUCUCAUCAAAGCACAACGAGCAUGGACUGAAAAGGGUGACAAAUUGGCCAAGACACAUGUACUAUGGGCACAAUCAUUCUCCAAAGACCACGAAAAGAAUGUACAAACCAGUUCAUCAAACUCACACAUUACCAGUCAAUACGCCAUCCAACAACAAGCUGAAGGUGGAGGCAGUGAAAAUAACAUUGGUUUUACAAGAGCAAUGGAACAAUUCACUGUAUCAAUGACUAAAUCUUCAAAUUUUGAUACUGAAUUUGUAACAAGUGUAAAUGAAGGAUUUAUUAAACCAAUUCAAACAUUGAUUAGUGUAAUCGAAGAGAAAAAGGUUUAUAGAAAGAAAUACGAUAAAGCAUCAAAUGAAUAUGAAACAUUGAUUGGUAAAAUUAAAACUAUUCAAACAAAGAAAGUUGAACAAUCUCAUAUUUUGAAAUUAUAUACUUAUGAAAGAGAAAAAACCAAAGCAAAAUUAAACUUUGAUGCUGCUAAACAUGAAUAUAUAACAUAUUUAAAUGAUACUCAAAAUCGAAUGCAUACAGAAUUUAUUGAAAUAUUAAUUAGACAUUAUGAAUCAAUGUCAACUACAGCUGGUAAUUCAUACUCUGAGUAUGCUGGCAUUAAAUCAUAUGUCGAUAGUUUGAGAACAUGGUGUUUGUCAGAACAAGAUUAUUUCCUCAAAGAUAUUGUUGAACGUGAACAAAAGAGAGCCGUUGAAUUAUCAAAUGAAUUGGAUGCUAAAUUCCAACCAUUUAUUGAUUUAUUAACAACACCAGCAUUUAAUUUAUGGUAUGGAUUUGCAGAAGUUAGAAAGAAUGAACUUUACCCACCACCUCCUCCACCAGGUGGUCAACCGGUUUUACCAGCAACCAAUCCAAUCAACUUUAUACCACAUCUUGUUCGUGUGUUGGAUAUGCGCGGACAGAUGAGCGAACUAUUGUCACACAUGGUUCGUAGUGAUUUGGUGAAUCAACACGCAUCAAGCUUGGGUAAUGUCUUUAUCAACCAACCCAUCUGGUGCGAGAUGGUGGAGGAGUGCGCCGUCCACCUCGCCAUCCCCUACUUGAAAUAUCUCUUUGAUCAAUCCAUCACCACUAUUGUCGGAUACCCAGAACGGUUCCGUCCACACACACCCGAAGGCAUUCAAUCAUUUAUCGGUGAGUUUCAAAACAUCUUGACCAACUUUGCCACAUCGCAACAGUAUCUCCCUCCACCAUUCAAACGCGCAUCUAUGGAGAUUGACGCUGUUAAGCGUGAGAAGAGUGUCCAACACCCACCAUCCGGAUGUCUCUUGUUUGCACGUGUCUUUGCUCCAUUCAUUGCACGUCCCCAUCUCCGCGGUCUCUUUAAUGUCGUCCCUUCCGACGGUGCACUUGAAUCACUUGGUUUUUUCGCAACCAUGUUUUCUCAUGCCGGUACCAACCAGACCUUUUUAGCUUCACAAACCGACUACCAGCAGCUCAAUGAAGCACUCGCCAGUGCACGUCCCAAAAUCAUUGACUUUUUUGGCAAUAUUGGUGAUACCACCGAAUGGGCAUCGUCGGUGGAACUAAUCGAAACCUACUACGCAGACAUCCCCAUUGUCCAAGCCUUUGCCAAGCAGCACUACUCUAAUGUUGCCAACACCAUGUCGACUCGUGGAGAGCGCGAGCUUGCACAAACUUUUUUAUCCGCGCUUGGUCAACUCGAGGCCAACGAAGACUUUGACAAAGGUCACUCUAAAAAGGCUUCCCAAUCUGUCAAUGGGGUCAUCUCUUCUCCCAUGGUCAUAUCUCCUCCUCUAUCACCUGUUGAUGAGGCUCAACAACAACAACACUCACAAGAAGAAUAA